Molecule: messenger RNA, 1581 nt
Organism: Theileria equi strain WA
Lineage: Eukaryota; Apicomplexa; Aconoidasida; Piroplasmida; Theileriidae
Product: signal peptide containing protein
Exons: 1
Coding region: 1-1581 (526 amino acids)
Source: RefSeq, a predicted model, not a curated record
AUGAGAAUUCUUCUUUUACUCUUCACCGCAUCACUGUUCCACAUUUGCAGGUGUGGAAAUGAGACAGACGAAUACCCUGUCCCGCCACCACCUCCCCCUCCACCCUUUCAUAGAUGCACUUGUGGUGACAGAUUCGCCCCUAAAAAGACCUCGAAGAAGGAUAAAUCCAAAGAGGAAGCUGACAAGGAUGAAGGAGCAGCCGCGGAUGCAUCUGAGAUAAAGCUGCGCAAGGAUAGUAAGAAGGGACGUAGACUUAAGGAUACGCAAAGGUCCUUUAAAGUCAAAAGGAAUGAAAGUGACAAGGAGAAGGAAAAGCGUAGAGCCACAAUAUCCGUUCCAGAAGACCCUGUGCUGGCUACAAAGAAUGACGAACGAGGCGACUAUUCCCCUACCGAUUCCCUCGUUGAGAGCACGGGAAAUGGUUCAAAGGAGGAUAUUCUUGAAGCAGUGCAAACAGAGACGCAUACUCCGACUGAAGAAGGAGCUGCAUGUGCUCCUGAAGAUGCCUCUACCACAGAACCUAUGGGUGAAACUGAAGCAAAAAAGGAGGAGCCAGUCGUUAGAGCAAAGGAAUACUUGAGGAAGAGCCCCGAGGAUAAACCUGAAGAGGUGCCUUUACGGCCCUCUGGACUGACCAUUGACAUUGCCACUCCAGACACUAGAGAGUGUCAAUGCUUCAAGUACCAUCAUGAUGAGAUUCCCAUUGUUUUGAUAGUCCCAAAGACGAACAUGGUGAAGAAUAUCGCGGAGGGUAAGUUCCUGAUAUGGACAACUAGCCCCGGAGAAAAGGUGGAAUACUCCAAGAUGUUUUUGAAAAACGGAGAACCUGAAAUGCUCCUAAUCGCCAAGAGUUGUGACAAUGUCGUAAGACAUACACGUUUUAUCAAACAUGAAGGAGUAUGGGAGGAAUGCAAAUCCUUCAAAGGCAGGACUCACAGGCUCAAGGUUCCCGUAGAAACGAGUACCGAGUUUCCCCUUAGAAUAGAGGAUGAGGAGAGCACCAAGGAAUGCACCGUCUUCCAAACUUUGCUAUUCGGCGUGAAUACCCGCUUCUAUUCUCCCAACCCCGGAUACGUUGCCACUGAAGUAUUCUACGGCAAAUCCUCCAUUUGGAUUGGCGGAGAGAAUGAACGGUGUAUUUCAUGUGACCUCUAUUCAGAAAUGGAGAGACCGUCGUUCAUCCUGCUGACCAUCAAGGACGUGAGGGGUUUGAGGUCCAAAUACUACCGAGUUAUUGAUGGAGAAUGGAAGAACAUUACAGCUCAGGAUUUUGAGCAGAAACGUAGAGAGACGAUUGCUCUUGAUGCAAGGAGGAAAUACGCUCUUGCAGGAACAUUGAAACCUGCUAGUAAAGAGCCUGGAGAAAUACUCACAGAAACGGCGUCUCCCAAAAAGUCGAAAAAGAAAGGCAAAGGGUGUCUCAUGAGGAAACUUUCCGGACUGCUAUCCUCAGGAAAAUCAAGGAAGCCGUUGGUUAGAAAGGCAGAAAGCUCAGGCACAUCAAGUUCGGAUACAAGAAGUAGCACAAGCGAUCAAAAUUCUCAGGAUCUCUCAAAAUCUGAAGACAGGGGGUCCAUAUAG